Myotis lucifugus (little brown bat) is the source of this 3413-nucleotide messenger RNA. It is a transcript of the gene MMP24, whose product is annotated as matrix metallopeptidase 24. Gene Ontology annotation, biological process: proteolysis; extracellular matrix organization; collagen catabolic process. Gene Ontology annotation, cellular component: extracellular matrix. Gene Ontology annotation, molecular function: zinc ion binding; metalloendopeptidase activity. The transcript has 8 exons. The record is from RefSeq and is a predicted model, not a curated record. Bases 117 to 1838 code for a protein of 573 amino acids. NCBI's taxonomy places the organism in Eukaryota, Metazoa, Chordata, Mammalia, Chiroptera, Vespertilionidae.
UUCAGGAGAGAGUCAAGGAGGAAGAAAUCAGAGCAUGAGUCCUCAAGCCCCUGGGUAAAAUGAUCCGUUUCAAGGGCAGAUCUCUGCCCAGGUAGAACAGAGGCUUCUCCAGCAUAAUGCAUCCUUUCCUUUCACAUGUCUUUCAGAACUGGUUAAAGUCCUAUGGCUAUCUGCUUCCCUAUGAUUCACGGGCAUCUGCGUUGCACUCAGGGAAGGCCUUACAGUCAGCUGUCUCCACUAUGCAGCAGUUUUACGGGAUCCCAGUCACCGGUGUGUUGGAUCAGACAACAAUCGAAUGGAUGAAGAAACCCCGAUGUGGUGUUCCUGAUCACCCCCACUUGAGCCGUAGGCGGAGAAACAAGCGUUAUGCCCUCACUGGACAGAAGUGGAGGCAGAAACACAUCACCUACAGCAUUCACAACUAUACCCCAAAGGUGGGUGAGCUAGACACACGGAAAGCUAUUCGCCAGGCUUUUGAUGUGUGGCAGAAGGUGACCCCACUGACCUUUGAAGAGGUGCCAUACCAUGAGAUCAAAAGUGACCGGAAGGAGGCAGACAUCAUGAUCUUCUUUGCUUCUGGCUUCCAUGGAGACAGUUCCCCAUUUGAUGGGGAAGGCGGAUUCCUGGCUCACGCCUACUUCCCUGGCCCCGGAAUUGGAGGAGACACUCACUUUGACUCAGAUGAGCCAUGGACAUUAGGAAACGCCAACCAUGAUGGGAAUGACCUCUUCCUGGUGGCUGUGCACGAGCUGGGCCACGCACUGGGAUUGGAGCACUCCAACGACCCCAGCGCCAUCAUGGCACCCUUCUACCAGUACAUGGAGACACACAACUUCAAGCUGCCUCAGGAUGAUCUCCAGGGCAUCCAGAAGAUUUACGGACCCCCAGCCGAGCCCCUGGAGCCCACAAGGCCCCUCCCCACGCUCCCUGUCCGCAGGAUCCAUUCACCGUCUGAGAGGAAGCAUGAGCGCCAGCCCAGGCCUCCUCGGCCACCCCUCGGGGACAGGCCAUCCACACCCGGUGCCAAGCCCAACAUCUGUGAUGGCAACUUCAACACAGUGGCUCUCUUCCGGGGCGAGAUGUUUGUGUUUAAGGAUCGCUGGUUCUGGCGCCUGCGCAAUAACCGGGUGCAGGAGGGUUACCCCAUGCAGAUCGAGCAGUUCUGGAAGGGCCUGCCUGCCCGCAUAGAUGCAGCCUAUGAAAGGGCUGAUGGAAGAUUUGUCUUCUUCAAAGGUGACAAGUACUGGGUGUUUAAGGAGGUGACAGUGGAGCCCGGGUACCCCCACAGCCUGGGGGAGCUGGGCAGCUGUCUGCCCCGAGAAGGCAUUGACACGGCUCUGCGCUGGGAACCCGUGGGCAAGACCUACUUUUUCAAAGGCGAGCAGUACUGGCGCUACAGCGAGGAGCGGCGGGCCACAGACCCUGGCUACCCCAAGCCCAUCACCGUGUGGAAGGGCAUCCCACAGGCUCCCCAAGGGGCCUUCAUCAGCAAGGAAGGAUAUUACACCUAUUUCUACAAGGGCCGGGACUACUGGAAGUUUGACAACCAGAAACUGAGUGUGGAGCCCGGCUACCCACGCAACAUCUUGCGUGACUGGAUGGGCUGCAACCAGAAGGAGGUGGAACGGCGCAAGGAGCGGCGGCUGCCCCAGGACGACGUGGACAUCAUGGUGACCAUCAACGACAUGCCAGGCUCUGUGAAUGCGGUGGCCGUGGUCAUCCCCUGCAUCCUGUCCCUCUGCAUCCUGGUGCUGGUCUACACCAUCUUCCAGUUCAAGAACAAGGCAGGCCCUCAGCCUGUCACCUACUAUAAGCGGCCAGUCCAGGAGUGGGUGUGAGCAGCCUAGAGCCCUCUCUGUCCACUCAGUCUGGCCAGUCAGGCCCUUCCUCACCAGGGUCUGAGGGGCAGCUCUGGUCACUGCCCACUGGAGCCAGCAGGGCCCUAGGCUAGGGGUCAUGUAGUUGAAGUGGUGGGCGCAUUGGCCUAGGAUGAACGUGGGGCAGGGAGUGAUGGCAGCUGUGCCCCAGGGUGUGUGCCUGGCACCCAGAUGCCAGCCUUCUGUCCUGGGUAAACUGCUCCCUACUCAAGGGAAUAGGCCAGGCCCCAUGCCAGGUGGAGGCCCUGUGGUCACUGCAUCCUGUGGUGUCCAUGAGACGCCACAGCUUGGUUCCUGGCUGGACCCAGCACCUUCUGUGGGAAGCCAGCACUAGUGCUCUCGGUCCCAUCUGGGAGAAGCCACCAGUCCUGGUCCCUCUUUGCCAACACCUGCUGGUCAGAUGUCCCCCCACCCCCACCCCACUGUUCUCCAAGGCUACAGGACCCCUGCUGCCAACACAGUGGGCAACAAGACGGGUUUCCCCUGCUGGCAUGCAGCAGAUCCCUCAGGAAACCUGCUCCACACAUCAGGGUCUCCUCUGAGACCCAGGAUUUAGGGUCACAUGCUGCAGGCAGGGCUGUGGCCCAGCCGGGUCUCACAAGGACCCAGCUGUCACAUCUUGAACAUUUAAAUGUCCUGUCUCUACUGUUUAAAGUCCCAUUCUGCAAAGGCUGCUUGAGGCUUUAGGUGAAUUAGAGGUGACUGUCUUGGUGAUGAGGCCGGGUGACAGGCCAUGCCCCAGGUGAUAAGGACCACGGUGCUGCUAAGGCCACUCUAACACCCAGACACCCCAGGAGCCAGGCCCUCCUCCUGAGGCUAAAGCACUGGGGCAGGAGCUGACCCUAUUUCUGGAGGCUGAUCUGAGUUUGUGACCAUCCUCCACUCUCCUUACUUUCUCCCCAUUCCCUCAGUCUCUAGCAGCACCCCAGCCUGUAGCUUGUGGCCUGGGGGCUCAGCCUGACUGGUUACGUGAGGCAGAAAUGGCUUCAGGCCAACAUCCUCAUGGCCUUGGGUAAGGGAGUCAGGGCAGCCUUCUCAAGUGCUCAGAGCCCAUACCCCCCACGUACCCUGAGGCCCACUCAAUCCCUCAGACUGGAACCAGUGUUCAUAUCAUGAGCUUGGCCCUUGCUAACCCAGCUCUCUAGGCCAUUUUCCUGCGUUGCUCUUUGGAAAAGAGCACCCCCAUGGGUAGUGGCCCCAAGCCUAGGGGCCCACCCUACAGUCUCUGGCAGGAAUUCCUAGGGCUCAGCUUGCCUCACUCCAACCCAGUAGAGGCAGCCCUACUUAUCACUGAGAAGCCCUGGGCAAGACCAAUGGGUUCAGUGAUGCCCGCUGGCUCUCUGCCAAAUCCAGGAGGUGGUAUCAGUCCUCAGGAUGCUGCCACCCUGGCCCUCUGAGCCUACAAGGACCUUGCCCCCACCCUGUGACCUCUGGUCUUUGGGUCAGCUUAACCUGUAGGAGACAGGGACUUCUGUUGCCCUGGGAGCUGUCUGUCUAAAGCAAAAUCUCUUGUCCCAGAGGCACCUAUUGGGCUCC